Bactrocera neohumeralis is the source of this 5972-nucleotide messenger RNA. Its product is annotated as mucin-2-like. The coding region runs from base 21 to 5825 and encodes 1934 amino acids. NCBI's taxonomy places the organism in Eukaryota, Metazoa, Arthropoda, Insecta, Diptera, Tephritidae. The transcript is spliced from 15 exons. The record is from RefSeq and is a predicted model, not a curated record.
UCGUAGCCAGUUGGCUGCUAAUGGCCAUAGCGAUAUGGAUCUGGUAUGGCACCAAACUGGUUGAGGCUGAAGAAAGAUUUCAAAAACUGCCAAUGAAAACUAAACUAAAUAUUGUUGUUCUGGCUAAGAGAUUACAAAAUAAAACCAAUUUUAAAGCACUUCAAUUCAAAACCAGUAAAAGCAGCAUAAUCCAGAGGCUAGUUAAAUGGGCAAAAGAAAGAAGUGACCUUUCCGAACACUUUCCCAGUCCUAUUCCUAAACUAGAGACACCUACGUCUCAUAUGAAAGUAGCAUACCAGCCUUUAAAUGGUAAACGCACGAUUAGGUCUGUAAAUGAUACAGAAAAUCGCACGGAAAUUUCAGAAAUCGGCCAUCAUAUAAGAAUAAGACACGGUCAAAUCUUCAUUAUUCCUGGCGAGGCGCCCACUGAAGAAGUCACAUUACCAUAUGAACCAACGACCAGCGUAACAACAAUGACGCCACCAACUAUGCCACCAUGUGCACCACAAACGGUACCGCCAACUGCAUCAGCUAACACAACACUGACAAUUACAACUACUGUAACACCUACUGCGGCACCAACUGCACCAGCUAUUCAACAAAUAACUGAAUCACUAACAUCAAAGCCUACUUCACCACCAACUUCCGCACCUACUGAACCAACAACUGUACCACCAACUUCACCAACUACUGUGGCACCUACUGCUGCACCAACCGCCGCAUCUACUGCUGCACCAACUUCAUCACCUACUGAACCAACAACUGUAUCACCAACAUCACCAACUACUGUGCCACCUACUGCAGCACCAACCGCCGCAUCUACUGCUGCACCAACCUCAUCACCUACUGAACCAACAACUGUAUCACCAACAUCACCAACUACUGUGCCACCUACUGCUGCACCAACCGCCGCAUCUACUGCUGCACCAACUUCAUCACCUACUGAACCAACAACUGUAUCACCAACAUCACCAACUACUGUGCCACCUACUGCAGCACCAACCGCCGCAUCUACUGCUGCACCAACUUCAUCACCUACUGAACCAACAACCGCACCACCAACUUCACCAACUACUGUGCCACCUACUGCAGCACCAACCGCCGCAUCUACUGCUGCGCCAACCUCAGCACCUACUGAACCAACAACUGUAUCACCAACAUCACCAACUACUGUGCCACCUACUGCAGCACCAACCGCCGCAUCUACUGCUGCACCAACCUCAGCACCUACUGAACCAACAACCGCACCACCAACUUCACCAACUACUGUGCCACCUACUGCUGCACCAACCGCCGCAUCUACUGCUGCACCAACUUCAGCACCUACUGAACCAACAAAUGUAGCACCAACUUCACCAACUAUUGUGCCACCUACUGCAGCACCAACCGCCGCAUCUACUGCUGCACCAACUUCAUCACCUACUGAACCAACAACUGUAUCACCAACAUCACCAACUACUGUGCCACCUACUGCAGCACCAACCGCCGCAUCUACUGCUGCGCCAACCUCAGCACCUACUGAACCAACAACUGUAUCACCAACUUCAACAACUACUGUGGCACCUACUGCUGCAUCAACCUCAGCACCUACUGAACCAACAACUGUACCACCAACCACUGUGCCACCGACUGCUGCACCAACUUCAUCACCUACUGAACCAACAACUGUAUCACCAACAUCACCAACUACUGUGCCACCUACUGCAGCACCAACCGCCGCAUCUACUGCUGCGCCAACCUCAGCACCUACUGAACCAACAACCGCACCACCAACUUCACCAACUACUGUGCCACCUACUGCAGCACCAACCGCCGCAUCUACUGCUGCGCCAACCUCAGCACCUACUGAACCAACAACCGCACCACCAACUUCACCAACUACUGUGGCACCUACUGCUGCACCAACCGCCGCAUCUACUGCUGCGCCAACCUCAGCACCUACUGAACCAACAACUGUAUCACCAACUUCACCAACUACUGUGGCACCUACUGCUGCACCAACCUCAUCACCUACUGAACCAACAACUGUAUCACCAACAUCACCAACUACUGUGCCACCUACUGCAGCACCAACCGCCGCAUCUACUGCUGCGCCAACCUCAGCACCUACUGAACCAACAACUGUAUCACCAACAUCACCAACUACUGUGCCACCUACUGCAGCACCAACCGCCGCAUCUACUGCUGCACCAACCUCAGCACCUACUGAACCAACAACUGUAUCACCAACUUCACCAACUACUGUGGCACCUACUGCUGCACCAACCUCAGCACCUACUGAAGUAACAACCGCACCACCAACUUCACCAACAACUGUGCCACCUACUGCUGCACCAACCUCAGCACCUACUGAACCAACAACUGUAUCACCAACAUCACCAACUACUGUGCCACCUACUGCAGCACCAACCGCAGCAUCUACUGCAGUACCAACCUCAGCACCUACUGAACCAACAACUGUACCACCAACUUCACCAACUACUGCGCCACCUACUGCUGCACCAACCGCUGCACCUACUCUACGUCCAACAGCUGUUCCAUGUCCACCUCACUCACCCUACGUAAAGAUCCCUUCAUAUCGUCCUGUUCCUCCACGUUCUUCGUAUGUGUACUCCCGACCUAAAGUUCCUCAUAGUUAUCCAUCAGUGCGAAAUUACCCCGUAGUUUCAGCACCUAAUAAUUGUAUGAGAAUAAGCGAUAAUGGACCAGCUGGAAGAAGAGGAAGUACUCGUAUAGUCUGCUUUCCGGUGCAAGCAUCGCCCGCAAGGAUUAUAACACCUCGCAUAGUUCAGCCACCGAAACCACUUCCAGUACCUUACGCAGCGCGGCGUUGCAAUGGUCGUCGUUGCAAUAGAGGAGAAACCCCUCAACAAAAUGGUUGCUGCAUUGGAAGUAAUGUUUAUGCCAGAAAGCCAGUGAAUUAUCCAGCGCCAAGCCUAAGAACUGUGAUGGCAUCUGCCACUAUAAGACUGUUGGUGGCAACAUUCGCCCUACUACAUUCCAGUGAAGCACAUCUAAUCCGAACAAAGCAGAUUUCGCUUUAUGAACCUCAUGUCACCAGCAGCAAAAAUUUGGCUACCAGUGAAUUUGAUGUGCGGCCCAACCGACUCUUGAGCAGAAUACUGCAAGCCAGUGUCAGGAAAAAUGUCAGAGAUGUCAACAGCGCCACAAGUUUCUUACACCUUAGUCCUUUCUGGAGUUAUUUACAGCCAUUGACACACGGUGGAAAUACUAUACGCAAAACAAGAGCUGCUAACGGACGAAAUAAAGUUCAGAUAUUCGUUAUACCUUCGGUGGCUCCAGAUGCUGAUUUAGGAAUCACAGAUUCAACAACACAACUUCCAACAACUUUAGCACCAACGACUGUAUCACCAACAGAUUCAACGACUCAACCAACAACACAGCAUACCUCAACUUUAGCACCAACGACUGUAUCACCAACAGAUCCAACGACUCAACCAACAACACAGCCCACAACAACUUUAGCACCAACGACUGUAUCACCAACAGAUCCAACGACACUACCAACAACACAGCCCACAACAACUUCAGCACCAACGACUGUCGCACCAACAGAUCCAACGACUGUACCAACAACACAGCCCACAACAACUUUAGCACCAACGACUGUAUCACCAACAGAUCCAACGACUCAACCAACAACACAGCCCACAACAACUUUAGCACCAACGACUGUAUCACCAACAGAUCCAACGACUGUACCAACAACACAGUCCACAACAACUUUAGCACCAACGACUGUAUCACCAACAGAUCCAACGACUCAACCAACAACACAGCCCACAACAACUUUAGCACCAACGACUGUAUCACCAACAGAUCCAACGACUGUACCAACAACACAGUCUACCACAACUGUAGAACCAACGACUGUAUCACCAACAGAUCCAACGACUCAACCAACAACACAGCCCACAACAACUUUAGCACCAACGACUGUAUCACCAACAGAUCCAACGACUGUACCAACAACACAGCCCUCAACAACUUUAGCACCAACGACUGUAUCACCAACAGAUCCAACGACUGUACCAACAACACAGCCCACAACAACUUUAGCACCAACGACUGUAUCACCAACAGAUCCAACGACACUACCAACAACACAGUCUACCACAACUGUAGAACCAACGACUGUAGCACCAACAGAUCCAACGACCCAACCAACAACACAGCCCACAACAACUUUAGCACCAACGACUGUAUCACCAACAGAUCCAACGACCCAACCAACAACACAGCCCACAACAACCUUAGCACCAACGACUGUAUCACCAACAGAUCCAACAACUGUACCAACAACACAGCCCACAACAACUUUAGCACCAACGACUGUAUCACCAACAGAUCCAACGACACUACCAACAACACAGUCUACCACAACUGUAGAACCAACGACUGUAUCACCAACAGAUCCAACGACUCAACCAACAACACAGCCCACAACAACUUUAGCACCAACGACUGUAUCACCAACAGAUCCAACGACUCAACCAACAACACAGCCCACAACAACUUUAGCACCAACGACUGUAUCACCAACAGAUCCAACGACUCAACCAACAACACAGUCUACCACAACUGUAGAACCAACGACUGUAUCACCAACAGAUCCAACGACUCAACCAACAACACAGCCCACAACAACUUUAGCACCAACGACUGUAUCACCAACAGAUCCAACGACUCAACCAACAACACAGCCCACAACAACUGUAGAACCAACGACUGUAUCACCAACAGAUCCAACGACUGUACCAACAACACAGCCCGCAACAACUUUAGAACCAACGACUGUAUCACCAACAGAUCCAACGACUCAACCAACAACACAGCCCACAACAACGCACACGACAACCAACAACAGACACACACCAACGACUGUAUCACCAACAGAUCCAACGACUCAACCAACAACACAGCCCACAACAACUUUAGCACCAACGACUGUAUCACCAACAGAUCCAACGACUCAACCAACAACACAGCCCACAACAACUUUAGCACCAACGACUGUAUCACCAACAGAUCCAACGACUGUAUCAACAACACAGCCCACAACAACUUUAGCCCCCACGACUGUAUCACCAACAGAUCCAACAACUGUACCAACAACACAGCCCACAACAACUCUAGCACCAACGACCCCACCAACAGAUCCCACAACAGUGCCAACAACUCAACCUACAGUAACAGCGGGUAUAUUUGUAGACGAUUUGAAAACAACACUAACUACGACGAAGCCAACAACAGUGCCUCCAAUUAUUGUUACAACAUUGCCGCCAACUUUACCUGAUACCCCUGCUCCAAGUUCUCCCAUAUGCCCACCACCAGCAUGUAAUUGUUGCAACUUUCCGGCAACGACACCACCUUGCUUACCUAAUCCACCAACUACUCAGCAGAACUGUCCUCCAUACUAUCCAAGUAUGCCAUAUAUGCCAUUCCCACCAUUCCCAUAUUCGUUUCCUAUUCCUUUGGCCGCUCAAAGUCAGAAUUGUGGACUUCAAGCAGGUAUGAUAUCAGCGCAAUCAAUUCUUUCACCGCCACAACCAACUGCACCAUUUUUCUUUGCCUCCGCACCGAUUAUGAUGCCGAUACAACCAAAUAUUUUACCGCAACAAGCAGCUUCACCAUUUUCCUUUGGUUCCAUGCCUAGCAUAAUACCCGUUCAAUCAAACAUUUUACCGCAACAAGCAGCUUUACCAUUUUCGUUUGGAUCUGUGCCUAGUCUCAUGCCCGCGCAAACAAAUAUUUUACCGUUGCAGCUUCCACAGUUCAGUUUGUUUACCCAGAGAUCUACUUAACAUCACUUUCAUCUAGAAUUUACUAGUAUAACUAUUUAAGUAACCGCAGAGGCCGAAGAGGGAAACUGGUUUUCAACGAUUUAGUGGUCUCAAAUCUACAUAUAUGUGAAGUUAAAUAGCAAUAAAAAAUCUUGUUUAUUGAAGCAA